CCAGUCCACUUCCCAUCUCUACUUCCUCCUAUCGGUCUUUUCCAACCCUGCGCUGGCAGCCAACAGACCUCGGCCGAUUCUUUUUUUUUCUGCGUUGCGUGCAAACAGACCGACAAUAUGAAGCUCAACGUUUCCUAUCCCGCGACGGGAUGCCAAAAGCUGUUCGAGGUGGUUGACGAGCACAAGCUGCGUGUCUUCUACGAGAAGCGUAUGGGCCAGGUCGUGGAGGCCGACAUCCUCGGAGAUGAGUGGAAGGGCUACCAGCUGCGCAUCGCCGGCGGCAACGACAAGCAGGGAUUCCCCAUGAAGCAGGGUGUCCUGACCCACGGUCGUGUGCGUCUGCUCCUGAAGAAGGGACACUCGUGCUACCGCCCACGCCGCACUGGCGAGCGCAAGCGCAAGUCCGUGCGCGGAUGCAUCGUGGACGCCAACAUGUCCGUGCUGGCUCUGGUUGUGCUGAAGAAGGGCGAGCAGGACAUCGCCGGCCUCACCGACACCUCCGUCCCACGUCGCCUGGGACCCAAGCGUGCCAGCAAGAUCCGCAAGCUGUUCAACCUGAGGAAGGAGGAUGAUGUGCGUCGCUUUGUGGUGCGACGCCCUCUGCCCGCCAAGGACAACAAGAAGGCCACCUCCAAGGCCCCCAAGAUCCAGCGCCUGAUCACCCCCGUUGUGCUGCAGCGCAAGCACCGUCGCAUUGCGCUGAAGAAGAAGCGCCAGACCGCCUCCAAGGAGGCUGCCGCCGACUACGCCAAGCUGUUGGUGCAGCGCAAGAAGGAGUCCAAGGCCAAGCGCGAGGAGGCCAAGCGCCGCCGUUCCGCCUCCAUCCGCGAGUCCAAGAGCUCCAUCUCGAGCGACAAGAAGUAAAUGCCGCCGACACGGAACCCACAUUCUUCGUUUAAGCAGAAACUGAACGUAGAUCGGAUCAAAAUGAUCUACGAGAGGAUAAAAGAAACUUUGUAACCAUUUAUGUUAAAUAAAUGUGAAAAAAUGGUAUACAA
Messenger RNA from Drosophila subpulchrella, 998 nucleotides. It is a transcript of the gene RpS6, whose product is annotated as 40S ribosomal protein S6. Gene Ontology annotation, cellular component: ribosome. Gene Ontology annotation, molecular function: structural constituent of ribosome. The transcript is spliced from 3 exons. Lineage: Eukaryota; Metazoa; Arthropoda; Insecta; Diptera; Drosophilidae. Bases 118 to 864 code for a protein of 248 amino acids. Gene Ontology annotation, biological process: translation. The record is from RefSeq and is a predicted model, not a curated record.